CCUAAUGGGCGUGUAGCUUCAGUACAGAGUAAACACUGUGAGUGAGUGUUGUGUUUGGAGUAUUUUUUGUCGGAACGGCUCAUGUGUGGUUCAGAGUUCUUUACAGAGGAAAAACCUUGCAAGAAGAGUCGUCAUGGCCUGUUCUGCCUCUCUUCAGGAUUACAAGGCUGGUAUGCUGCUGAGUGGUGUUGGUGAUGCUAUAGGUUUUAAGUGGGAGUUUAAUUAUUCAGGACCAUUAAUCCAUAAGUCCGUACAAAAACUUGGAGGAGUAAAGAACAUCACUGCAAAACUUCCUGAUUGGCCAGUUAGCGAUGACACGGUCCUUCACCUGGCCACAGCUGAAGCUUUAGCCACAGGAAAGGAAGAAGAAGAGCUGCUGAAACUGGUAGCAUCUUAUUAUAUAGAGGGUAUGAAAGACAUGACGGGAAGAGCACCAGGAGGAUCAACUAUUUCUGGCGUGUCUCACUUAAAGCCUGACCUUCCCGAUGGCUACAGAAUACCUUACAAUCGUAGCAGUGGAGGAUGUGGUGCUGCCAUAAGGUCCAUGUGCAUCGGCCUGAGGUACCCUCGGCCGGAGCAGCUGCCCUCGCUGGUAGCAGUGGCUGUAGAGAGCGGCAGAAUGACCCACACUCAUCCAACCGGAUUCCUCGGGGGUGUGGCCUCUGCUCUCUUCGCGUCCUACGCCAUCCAGCGGCGUCCACUAACCAGCUGGGGGUUGGGGUUACUCCAGGAGGCGUGUCCAAUAGCAAAGAAGUUUGUGCAGUCGGCAGGACACGCCGUUACUGAGACUGAGAGAGACUGGCAGUACUUCAUCGACAAAUGGCAAUGGUAUCUUGACAUGAGGGGUUUAUCAUCAGGAACUGGACCAGCUCUGUUUCCAGAUCAAUACGGACCCGCUGAACGUGAUGAAAUGUAUAAAGUCCUCAGUUUUUCUGGUUGGGGAGGAAGCAGUGGCCAUGAUGCACCAAUGAUAGCUCUGGAUGCGCUUCUGGGGGCAGGAUCAGACUGGGAAGAGCUUAUGAACCGAGCGACAUUUCAUGGAGGAGACAGUGACAGUACAGCGGUGAUUGCAUGUUGUUGUUGGGGUCUGAUGUACGGACUGAAGAACGUUCCUAAGUGCAACUACACCAACCUGGAGUACAGGGAGCGACUGGAGAAGAGUGCAGAGGAACUUUACCACCUCUCGCAUUGAUGGCAUCGUAUUAGGUUCUCAGCUCACAUGAAAAGCAAUAAGAGUGAUUGGCAUAGAUAAAAGUGCCCAUUUCUAACAGAUUUUUAAAAUUAGACAUAACAAUAAAUCUGUGCUUCCAACUUUACAAUUUUGGGCACCUAACAAACAAUGUCCAACAAACCCAUGGUCAGGUGUCUGCAUACUUCUGAGGACAUCAUGCACAGAGGUUUAGAAAGUAUACAGACACAUUGAUUCUUGUGCACUAAAUAAUUUUAUGAAUUUGGAAUCAAAAUAUUUUUAUAUAUUAUUUAAAUAUUUAGGCUAUUUUUUCAACGUUUAUGUUUUUUUCACUUUUUCUAUUGCGCUAGAAGUUAAUUUUAAUGCACUGUUUUACUUUAUGGGUCACUGGUUGGCUAAACCGCAUGAGAUGUGUAUGGACUUUACUUAAUGGGUAUUAAUUAAACAUUGCUCAUUACAUUGACUAUCACUGUUAUGUAUACAGAAUAAAACAUCAAUUCAAAUUUUUUAAGAAAUAAAAUAAAUAUCUGCCUGUUAGUGCUUGUCUGAAAGUAACAUUUACACCAGUAAUGAAAUGAUAUGUGUUAUUUAGCACCUGAAAAAUGAUUAUUUUUUAACUGUACAGUGGUACCUUGUAACUCAACGUUCCCUAAACUCAAAAUCUUUGAAACUGAACACCCUUUGUUGAGGAAUUUGUACCCUUGAACUAAACGUGUGCGCGACUGUCACUUUGUUCAGCGCUCGGCGUAAUCAGUGCGGUAAAACGUCAUCAAAGUGUGAAUAUGAGACGAAUCUGCAUUUGUGUGGAAUAAGCAUCAAAUCCAGUCUGAAAGCUCCACAGGUAUCUGUGUUUCUCUGUGUUUAUCUGUUUAUCUCUAAAACGCUUAUCAAUAUAAAAUGCUUAAUGUGACAAUGUAUUAAAAGAAUGACACAGGAGCCCUAAA
Molecule: messenger RNA, 2133 nt
Organism: Trichomycterus rosablanca
Lineage: Eukaryota; Metazoa; Chordata; Actinopteri; Siluriformes; Trichomycteridae
Product: ADP-ribosylhydrolase ARH1-like
Exons: 9
Coding region: 134-1192 (352 amino acids)
Source: RefSeq, a predicted model, not a curated record